Messenger RNA from Musa acuminata subsp. malaccensis (wild Malaysian banana), 910 nucleotides. NCBI's taxonomy places the organism in Eukaryota, Viridiplantae, Streptophyta, Magnoliopsida, Zingiberales, Musaceae. The record is from RefSeq and is a predicted model, not a curated record.
CCGUUUGUUUUGGACUUAGUACGCACUCGCUGCAGUCUCUCCUCUGCUUCUCCGGUCGCGAAGAAGACGAUAUGAAACGAAACAGAGCAGAGGUCGCGCCAAAUUUCGAGGUUCUUCCCGCAGAUCCCGCCAAGGCCCAGCGGCGGACUCAGGACUCGGCGGUCCACAGUACGGGAACGAGGGCGAGGAAGGCCGCGGCGGUGUCGACGGAGAAGCCACGUGAAGCUCGCGGAGAAGACGAAAGUCUGGCCAGCGGCGUGGCGGAGGCUUCUCCACCACUGGCUGCUGCGGUGGUGGCGAAGGAGGAGGAGGGAUCUGCGGGGUGGGAUGGGGCGGCGGAGUUGGGCGGUGGGAACGGCUGGUGGUGGUGGUGGGGGUGCGUGGAGGAGGAGAAGCUGUUAGGUUGGUUUCCCUUUGCGAACGAAGACUUCAACUAUUGCGAAGGCAGUGGAGGGGGAGAAUUAGGAGAUCUCUUGUGGGAAGAGGCGGACCAUGAUAUUUGGCAGCUGCAGCACAUAUACGAGAUCCCAAACACCACCAAACAAUAGCAGAAAGACGGGCUUUUUCGGUUCUUUCAGUAUGGAAUGUACGAGAUACACUGGGAAUGGGAUCCAAAUGGUCCAAGCUAGUGAGAAGAGUCGGCUCUGGGGAGGGAUUAAAGGAGCUUCCUUUAUUUGCCUAAGACGCCUUCUGCUGUCAGAAAACGGCGUGAUUUCAAGGUGAUGUUUCUUUGGUUUCUCUGUUCCUCUUCCUCCCAGUUGUUCAUGUCUCUUUCCUCGCUGAAGGGUGAAAGGUCGUUUUUCGGGUGCGAGAUGACCACAAUGUAGCUGCUGUAGUAUCUGGUACUUGGAAUGCUAUGUGAUACUUGUCCUACAACGGUGUAGUUUAAUGAGAUUUUGCCGACUUUGCU